AUGUCCGACCUACUACUACAAACCCGCGCGGUUCCCUCCCUCUAUAAUAAAUCUACGAAACCUCCUACAAAGUCAAAUACGAAAGCGAAAAGACCGCCUGUUUCUUCGGUGCCGGUCGUUAAUACCCUACAUAAAGCCAUCCGACAGGCGAACGAUACAUGGCAGUGGUGCAAAGAUGGCUUAACGGAAGAUCAACGCUUGAAGAUCAAGCAACUAGAGGAGAGGAAGCAUAAUUUGUGUCUGGGCAUGCAGAAUGCCGAGACUCAUGCUCAAUGGGAAGCUGCGGCGAAAGAACUCGACAGCCUCGAAGGCAACGAUGAAUGGAAGCGCGAUCCCUCGACAGGCGAUUAUAACCCCGAACUAAUCCAAGAACGACUCGACGCUCUCGACGAUGCCCGCACGAAAUGCGACGUUCAUACAAUGAUGCAUCUAAUCCGUACCGCUCUAUCCCGUGAUCUCGGCGGUAUGGAUAAUGUCGACCUCUACCGACACUCGUACUCAGGGACGAAACAUCUCAUCGAGCGAUACGUCGAGUCUACAAUAAAAACAAUCGACGCAGUGGUCACCCAAAGCCGACUCGAUCAGAGUAUCGAGAACCGCGACCUUCUUGAAGGCAUUCUCUUCGCCCGACAAAGCUACGGUCGCAGCGCAUUACUCCUAUCCGGGGGCGGCACCUUUGGCAUGUCGCAUAUUGGCGUUCUAAAGGCCCUCUUCGAAGCGAAAUUGCUGCCAAGGAUUAUUUCGGGCGCAAGCGCUGGGAGCAUCGUCUGCGCAGCAAUGUGCACACGAACCGACGAAGAAAUCCCACUUCUGAUCGAAGAGUUUCCUUACGGCGACCUUGCGGUUUUCGAGGAUCCGAGUGGUCAAGAUGGUGUUUGGAGUAAUCUGCGUAGGCUGUUGACGGAGGGGAGUUGGUCUGACAUCAAGCAUCUCACGCGGGUAAUGAGAGGAUUGAUGGGCGACAUGACCUUCCAAGAAGCCUACAAUCGCACACGUCGCAUUCUCAACAUUUGCGUCUCGACUGCUUCCAUGUACGAAUUACCACGGCUACUCAAUUACGUUACUGCGCCAAAUGUCAUGAUUUGGUCAGCUGUCGCUGCUUCGUGCUCUGUCCCCCUGGUCUUCAACGCUGCACCCUUGCUUGUCAAGGAUCCGAUUACAGGCGAGCAUCAGCCCUGGAACCCGACGCCUCAGAGAUGGAUAGAUGGGUCUGUGGAUAAUGAUUUGCCAAUGACUCGGUUGUCAGAAAUGUUCAACGUCAACCACUUUAUUGUGUCGCAAGUUAAUCCUCACGUUGUACCUUUUCUCGCAAAAGAUGAUCAUUUAUCGCCUGUCAGAAAGCCCGAACCGACUCAGCAGACAUCGGGUGAUCAGUAUGACUGGUUAUGGACCAUGACAUCGCUUGCGCGCGAUGAGGCCCUGCAUCGAUUACAUUUUCUAGCUGAGCUGGGUAUCAUGCCCAACCUCGCUACCAAAUUCCAAAGCGUCCUGAGUCAGAAAUACUCAGGCGAUAUCAAUAUCCUCCCCGAGAUGGGUUUAAAUGACUUGCCUCGCUUACUCCGCAAUCCCAGCCCCGAGUUCAUGAUGCGAGCCUGUCUAAUGGGCGAGCGCGCCACAUGGCCAAAAUUGAGCCGCGUCCGCGACCGUUGCGCCAUUGAAUUGGCGUUGGAUCGGGCUGUGCAUAGACUUCGCGCCCGAGUCGUCUUUUCAGAAAGCCAGCGUGAUCUUAGAAGAUUGAACGUUACUGCUGGAAACAUCCCGCUUAAGUUGCCUGUCAGGAUCAAAGAGGGACAGACCAUCAUUGAGCCGCCCUCUGAAGUCAAGAACCAGAAGCGUCAUCGUCGCAAGUCUGGAAGCAGUCUUCACGUUGCGCCCAGGCAUUGGCUUUUACUCGAUCCUAGCACGAUUACAGAUGAUGAGACGGAGCAAGAAGAACGGAUAGAGAUGGAAUCUCGUCGAAGAGCAGGAUCACCCGUCGCUCAACGCAAACCACCUCGUCUCAAGCGCGCUUCAAGAUCGCAAGUCCAUCUUCAUACCCGAGCUACGCUCUCGGCUGUCGUUGACGCAGAAGAAGCGAAUCCGACGUUUAACUUCUCCAAACCUAUUACGCCGCCUGUGAAGAGUCCGAAGGGUAGUGAGUCGCAGGCUGUGUCUGAUGGAUCAGGGCCUACGACGCCGGAGCCUGAGACAUUUGAUGUUCAUGUGACGAGUAAAGCGCUUGGUGGAGCUGCUGCAAGGGCGGGAUGGAUACUCUGGGAUUAG
This is a messenger RNA of Fusarium coffeatum, 2262 nucleotides long. RefSeq lists its product as uncharacterized. The transcript has 2 exons. Gene Ontology annotation, molecular function: triacylglycerol lipase activity. Bases 1 to 2262 code for a protein of 753 amino acids. The record is from RefSeq and is a predicted model, not a curated record. Gene Ontology annotation, biological process: lipid metabolic process. Lineage: Eukaryota; Fungi; Ascomycota; Sordariomycetes; Hypocreales; Nectriaceae.